Molecule: messenger RNA, 3849 nt
Organism: Phragmites australis (common reed)
Lineage: Eukaryota; Viridiplantae; Streptophyta; Magnoliopsida; Poales; Poaceae
Exons: 2
Coding region: 262-3438 (1058 amino acids)
Molecular function (GO): calmodulin binding
Source: RefSeq, a predicted model, not a curated record
CAUCCUCUAAACCCAUCGCCUUCCCACACAAACCACCUUUCUUUUCUUCUUCCCUUCCUCUUCGUGCUCUCCUCGCCAUCCCUCUCCUAAUCCCCCUCUCAUCUUCCUUCUUCCACCUCCCAACCUCCUCUCAUAGUUCACAUCACCUUUACUUCGCCUAGGCUUUGCUUUCGCCAUCAAGAAGCCUUUGAUCCGAAUAGGCCAAGGAGAAAUCCAAGCGAAGGAAUCCAAGAAGCCGCCGCUACCGAGCAAGCAGCAGUCAUGGUGCGGAGCAAAAAGGUGCCGAAAAAGCCCAAGGACCCGCUCCUGACGCCUCCGUCCAAGCUCAGGGGCGGCUUCCUGGACGAGGGCCGGACGAGGAACCGUGGCGGCGCGGCCAUGUCCCCGACGCCGGCGUCGGUGCCCAACUACAUGCGGGCCACCAGCAGCUCCGACGCCAAGGGCGGUCACCGCGCGCGGCUGGGGCCGGCGACGGCGUCGGCGUCGCCCAAGAGGCGGAGGCCGGCGGUGCGGGUGGUGACGAAGGGGAAGGUGCUGUUCCCGGAGGUGCCAGGCUGCUCCGGCUCGGGCCCGGGCCGCGCCACGUGCUCGUCGACGAUGAAGGAGGCCAAGUUCCCCGACACGCUCGACCUCGCGCCGGGCGCCACCGACGUCGAGGGCCCCGCGGCGAUGCGGGUGUGCCCGUACACCUACUGCUCCCUCAACGGCCACGCGCACGCGCCGGCAGUGCCGCUCCUGAGCUUCCUCGCGUCGCGGCGGCGGCUCAUCAAGACGCAGCAGAGAAUGAAGCUCAAGGGCGCCUCGGCCUUCCGCAAGAAAUCAGGGGACAAGAACGGCGGCGCCGGCGCAAAGGUUGCGCCUUUGAUCGACGAGGAGGCGGUCGGCGACUUCUUCGUCGAAGUGUACGCUGGCCCGAGGGUGAGCUCGGACAUGAGCUGCAGCGACAUGUCCUUGGACGAGAUGGAUGCGACGGUGAGAAGGAUGGAGUUCGUCAUGUUCGACCGGUGCGGCGCGGACGAGGAGAACGAGAAGGGGAAGGAUCUUGCUGUUUGCCGUGAUGCAGAGCGUCUCCCGAGGUUGGAGGAGAGGCGUGAUGCAUGCAGGGACAGUUCGUCGGAGUGCAGCGGUGCAGACAUCGCCGGCGAUUUCGUUGAGUUGCCUUGGAUGAGGUACCACGGCUACGAGUAUGAUAUUUUGGAUGAUGAGAUCUUGGAAGAACAGAGGGUGAGAAAUGAGGAGGCUGGUGAAGCAGAGAUUUCUGAGGAGCAAGAAGAUGAAGAAGGAACAUCUGGUAGAUCGGCAGAUGAGUGCGACGAGGAUGCUGGUGAAGAACAGGAAGCAAAUGAUGAGGAAAAAAGUUCGAAUCCGCCCGGUGAAACGGAGAUCGUCACAGAGCAAGAAAGUGUUGUUUGCAGAGUGGAGGCCUGCGAGGAGCUGGAUGGAAGAGAUGAAGACAACAUCCUGGACACAGUGUGUCAUGGGGAGCCUUCUGCUGGACAAGGGACAGCAGAAGAGAAGCUCUCUGAGGAUGUCUACAAAUCAGCGAUUCCUGAUCAAGAAGUAGCUGGAAAGGCGGAUACUAUCCUGGAAGAGAGCUGCAAAGAGGAGACUUCAGCGGAUCGAGAAGCAAAAGAUGAUGAGUGCAGCGUGGAAUCUGACGGCGAAUCAGAGGUCACUGAGGAGCAGGAUGUGAAGGAUGAAGAGAGCACGCCAGAUGAUGGCUCUGAAAUGGAGAUUUCUGAGGAUACUAUCUCCAGUGAUGGAUGCAGAGAGUAUUUCUCUGAGGAAGUAACCUCCAGAGCUGUCUUAGCAGGUGAAGUUUCUUACUUCAACUCAAUUGAUUUGCCAGAUGUUGAUAUCCAGAAACUAUCAAUUGAUGACUUCAAACAAAAUGAUUGUACUGCAGACGAUGUGUUUGAACAAUAUGACAGUAUUGCAGAUGACAAUACUGCGAAUGAUGUAUUUGAACAACAUGGCUGCCCUGCAAAUGCCCAAAAUGAUGCUAAAAAGGAAUUGGGUAUCACAACAAGCAACCUUGAAGUUGACUCUGAAGAAACUGCUAUUGAUCAACAAACCAAUCAAGAUGGCACUGUGGAUGGCACGAAAGACGAUCGAAAGGAAUUGGAGAUUACGACAUACAAAUUGGAAGAAGCUUCUGAAGAAUCUGAUACUGCUCAAGCAAGCAACCCCGAUGGUAUCCCCACAUGUGUCAAUUAUGGUGCUCAAAUGGAACCAGAGAUUACAAUAUGCAAGUUGAAGGAUGCUUCUGAAGAAUCUGGUGUCACUCAAGAAAGCAGCAUAAAUGAUAAUGCGGAAUAUGUUACAGAUGGUGCUGGAAUGGGACUAGAAAUUACCAGAUGCAAAUUAGAAUAUGCUUCUGAAGAAACUGGGAUUGAUCAAGAGACUGUAGAAGAUGAUGACUCUGCAUGUGUCAGUGAUGAUGCUCAAAAUGAUUUGGAGAUCACCGAAUGCAAAUCGGAAGAUACUUUUAAAGAACCUGUUACCAUUCAAGAAGUUGAUGAGAGUGAUAUUGCUGCAAAUGUCAGUUCUGCUGCUCAAAAUGAAUCCGAGCUUACCAAAUGCAUUAUUGGUCAAGAAGCUGAUCAUGAUGAUUGCUCUGCAUAUGUCACUGAGGGUUCUCAAAAUGAAUCUGAGGUUACCACUCGUGAAUCAGAAGGUGCUCAAGAAGAAUCAGAUGCGGUUAAGGAAGAAGAGGAUGAGGUCAACACUGCAGGUUCUCUGAAGAGAUCAGAAAUUACAGCAUGUGAAUCAGGAGGUGCUUCUGAAAAAUCUGCUAUGCCUCAAGAGGCUGAUGGGCAUGAUAAUACCAUAGAUGCAAGUGACAGUGCCCAAAAGGAUAUUACCAUGCCAAAAUUGGAUGCUUGUGAUGAUAUUCAUGUUACCGAAGAAACUAAUCAAUUGUUCAAUGUGCAAAUACCAGAGCACAAGUACGACUGCACUGCCGAAGGCCACGCAGAACCUCAGAACAUAUCAGCAGAAUUUACUGAUGCAAAAGAACCUUCCAUUGAUGACAUAUGCGGCGCGUUCAGUGGGAUGAACCUCAAAGGGGAUGUAUAUUUUGAUCCUGCUGAGUCCACCACGUGUCCAAGGAAUAAAUUGAUCAUCUCCAGGAGGAGGAGAACACCUGAAGAGGAGGAAUACAUACGAGGUUUUAAUCCACGGCCACCAAAUUUUCUUCCUCUGGAAUUGGAUCCAGACGCAGAAAAGGUUGACCUCAAACAUCAAAUGAUGGAUGAGCGGAAGAAUGCUGAAGAGUGGAUGAUCGAUUAUGCACUUAGGAGGGCAGUAACAAACUUAGCUCCUGCUCAAAAAAAGAAAGUAGAGCUUCUUGUCCAGGCCUUUGAGACUGUCCUACCGCAUGAUGAGGAUGGUAAGAAGAGCAUCACACCCACAAGGCCUGUCCUGGCCUGCAACUGAUAACUUUAGAGUGAGUGCUUAAACUAGUCGUGAUCUUGACUCGUGAGCUACUAACUCGAUGGUCGCUGCAAUAUUAGCGCCAGGGACCUGCUCCAAGUUGAAUGAGAGAGCUACUUACUAGUUGCUAGAGAUAACUAGAGAUCUCUUAUUGAGUUGAUUCUACUCCACAAGGAGCGAUAACUACUUACUGAUCAAGGUAUUCCUAUCUGGUUGCUGAGUGCAAAGGGAAUAGCUCACCGAGUUAGGUAAAAAAAGGUGUGUAUACAUGUCUCGUGUGCUGAUGUCUGAUAUUGCACUAAUGUGCUCUGCGAGACUUGCAAAAUAUCGAAGGGUGAUGGGGGCGCAUGCAUGCCUUUGACAAAGAUCAAUAAAAUUCAUCGAGUGCACAGUUGUUACUGAGGAUGAUUAUAU